ACAUAACCAUAAAUUUCAAUAAAACAUACCUUGAUAAAAAACCAAUUAAAUAUUAAAUACUGAACCAAACAUGCAUAUUAAAAACUGAACAGAUAACAGGUUCAUUUUAAAUUCCGCAUAUUUAUAGAAACACAUAUCUCGCAGACAUUGUAGGUCAUUAGGUCAUUAAACAAUUAUCAUAAAAAGAAAAGUGUUUUUACAUACCUUUUGUGCCAUUCAAAUAAGAACUUGCGAUGAAGAUAGUAACGUGCGUCGCUCCCGUAAAUAUUGCGGUGAUCAAGUAUUGGGGCAAACGGAAUGAGGAACUGAUACUGCCCAUUAAUGACUCACUCAGUGCCACAUUAAAUACCGAUUUUAUGAGUGCAAAAACUACGAUUCUGGCGAGUCCGGAAUUGAAGGAGAACAAAUUCUGGUUGAACGGUAAAGAGGAAUCAUUUGAUAAUCCCAGAUUGGCUAAUUGUUUGAAGGAUAUUAGAGAGAGGGCCAAGGAAGUUUCUCCUGAGUUGCUGACUUGGAACAUUGCCAUAUGCUCUGAGAAUAACUUUCCAACUGCAGCAGGACUGGCAUCUUCAGCAGCUGGUUACGCAUGUCUGGUGGCUGCUUUGGCAAAGUUAUACAACAUACAAGGGGACAUUUCAAGCAUUGCAAGAAGAGGAUCUGGUAGUGCUUGCAGGAGUGUAUAUGGUGGUUUUGUUAGAUGGCACAAAGGCGAAUUAAAAAAUGGAGAAGACUCGAUAGCAGAACAGUUGGUUCCGGCCUCGCACUGGCCUGAAAUGCGCAUCCUUAUUCUGGUCGUAAACGACAAAAAGAAAAAAGAUCCGUCUACCCUAGGCAUGAAACGAGGAGUGGAAACCUCCAAUCUUUUAAAAUACCGUGCGGACCACAUUGUUCCAAAACGAAUAGAGGAGAUAAGCCGUGCAAUUGUAGCAAAGGAUUUCCACACAUUUGCACGCUUGACUAUGCAAGACUCGAAUCAGUUUCACGCCACGUGUCUGGACACUUAUCCGCCUUGCGUGUACAUGAACGAUGUGUCGCAUGCGAUUGCCGAAGUCGUCCACAAGUAUAAUGAGUAUUACAAAGUUAAUAAAGUGGCUUACACUUUUGAUGCAGGUCCAAAUGCCUGCUUGUAUCUUUUAGAGGAGAAUGUUGAGGAGUUUCUUUCAGUUGUUAAUUAUGUGUUUCCGCCUCCAGACGUAGACCAAGUUGAAUAUCUCACCGGGUUGCCAAUCAAUCCCACAAAGAUAAAUAAUGGGCUAGUACAGUCAUUAAAUGUGGCCCAAAAUAAACCAGGAGUUUUAAAGUACAUAAUCCACACAAACGUGGGCGAAGGGCCGAAAACUGUUGACGACCAUUUGUUGAACGGUGCUGGUGUCCCGUUAAAAUAGCAUACGGGGAAAGGUCUUCUCUCGAAGUAUUGGCAUGUCGUCGAGAGGAGUUGGGAAAGGGUGGUUUGGUUCAAAUCACAUGCUGUUAAUUGGAAAUUAGACUUGAAUAAAUAAAUUUAUAUAUUUUUCUAUCUGGUGUGCACAACUGUGACAAUAAGCGUUGAAUAAUCGAAUUGUUCACAAAGUACUAAUAAUAAUUUUUGUAAGAUAUAUAUUAUUCUAUUAAUAAAAUAUUUAUAUUUUCUGCA
Aethina tumida (small hive beetle) is the source of this 1633-nucleotide messenger RNA. RefSeq names its product diphosphomevalonate decarboxylase (gene Mvd). Gene Ontology annotation, molecular function: ATP binding; diphosphomevalonate decarboxylase activity. Bases 234 to 1385 code for a protein of 383 amino acids. Gene Ontology annotation, cellular component: cytosol. The transcript is spliced from 4 exons. The record is from RefSeq and is a predicted model, not a curated record. Lineage: Eukaryota; Metazoa; Arthropoda; Insecta; Coleoptera; Nitidulidae. Gene Ontology annotation, biological process: isopentenyl diphosphate biosynthetic process, mevalonate pathway; isoprenoid biosynthetic process.